Messenger RNA from Sugiyamaella lignohabitans, 1428 nucleotides. Its product is annotated as Dedicator of cytokinesis protein 4 CRK binding protein. Gene Ontology annotation, cellular component: plasma membrane; cytoplasm. Gene Ontology annotation, molecular function: guanyl-nucleotide exchange factor activity; small GTPase binding. The record is from RefSeq and is a predicted model, not a curated record. Bases 1 to 1428 code for a protein of 475 amino acids. NCBI's taxonomy places the organism in Eukaryota, Fungi, Ascomycota, Dipodascomycetes, Dipodascales, Trichomonascaceae. The transcript has a single exon. Gene Ontology annotation, biological process: small GTPase-mediated signal transduction.
AUGAGCUUAGGAUCUCUUCGAAAGACACGGACCACAAAUGGGCCCCCUCCAACCGCGCCAAUAUCUGAAAGGUCACAUUCAGAAAGAAGUUCGCCAACUCCGGAAGCGAAAACAUGGAUUCCACUACCGCAGAUUGCAAAGGGGGUUGCAGUCGGCAAUUUUCAUCCCAAUCUUUCUCAAGUCUCACCUCUUGGCAAUCUCGAUAUAGGCGAUUUGGUAUAUGUCUUUGAGAUAGACCCGACUUAUAAAUGGUAUCGUGGGUAUGUGGUAUCGCUUCCAUUGAUUCAAUCAAAUAUGCUUGUAGCUCCUGGCACGCCUGAUCUUCACCCACAUAAAAACGCUCAUUCAGAUUUCAAACGAGCUGAAAAGGAGAACUUUUGUCCAGAACAAGUCAUUUUGGGGGGAUGUAGACCCAUUAUAUCUACUAGUAUAUUUCCAGCACAACUGAUCUCAAUAAAGGAGCACUAUGAUUCAGCGACCGUGGUGCAGCCUAAGCCUGAUGGUACAACUCUUGUUUGUAUCGAGGACGAGAAACCUACACCACCAGCAUUGCCUCAUUUAAGACUCGAAUACAAAUCACUCACCGUCCCAUCGGAGCCAAUUGUAGAUGAUAUUAUUUCAACUAUGGGUGAGCUUUAUGGUGCUUAUGUUACAAGUACCUUCCUGUACAAUUCGUCGACUAUGAGUGUUGUUUCACAUGCUAUGGAAAGGCUCGAUUAUAUAAGAAAGCAGAUGGUCCACAAUGUCCUAACAAAAUCUGAAAAAGGAACUGCUCGAAAAAGGGCCAUUUGGCAUAUGUGUAGAGUUUCAAGAGUUCUAAAGCGAGGAAUAGUAGCUUUUGAUUGGGAAACUGGCGAUGUUAUACCUUGUCUCGGAAGUGAAAUUAAACUGGCUCAGGAACAGCUUCUCCUUGCUUUGGCACCUAAUUACCCUAUUUAUCAUCCACAGGGUAAUAUUCGUCCCUAUCCUCAGCUUCCCAAAUACUUCAUAGUUAAUUUAAUAUCCAUGUCUGGUGUCGGUUCCCAACAUGUUUUGAAAAUACUACUUUAUAUUCGAACGAAAUGGAGUCGUAUUACUGACAUUUUCGAAGCAAAAAUUGACCCUAAGACUCCAAUGACCAAACUACCUAGUAUUUUAUUUUGUGAUUUACCGCUAUGGAUUGCGAAAAGUGAAGCAUAUCUUGUUGCUGAGGUUUAUUACGAGGAACCGCUAAGUGAGUUGAAUCUGAUAGGUAUACCUGAAAGGAAAGGACUAGUUGUAGGGGUAACUGAUAUCUCCAGACUGUUUAAAAUCCAAAGUAAUUCUGAAACGCCUUUUACAAUUAAGCUCUAUGCCAAUGAUUACAACGAAGUCAGCACCGAUAAGUAUAACACUGGAUGGGGAGAACUUGUCUCAAAAAUAAUUCUUGGAUUUCCUUCCGGAGUGUAA